AUGGACAGCAGCUUAACGAUCUAUUUGAGCAAAGUAAAAGUGCCGCGCCGGGGGGACGAGGGCGCACGCAGAAGAAAGGAAGAAAGUAAGCAAGCAAGCAAGAUGCUAAUGGCGAUUACUUUUGUCAUCAUCAUCAUCAGCAUCGACAGAAGGGAUUCUUGGAUUUGAAUCUCAUUCGACACAUCACAUACACCACUAUUGAGCAAUAGUCUGCAGUUGAUCAAAUUGACUGCACACAACACAUCAAAACAAAGCAAAAAUGGUGAUUGACGCAGAGAAAUUGGCAAAGCUACAAUCUGCCACUCGAAUUGGCGGUAAAGGAACACCAAGAAGAAAAGUUGUUCGUAAACCAAAAGGUCCGGGUGGCGCAGAUGCAGAUAAAAAAUUACAAUCUGCAUUGAAAAAACUUAAUGUUCAACCUUUGACAGGGAUUGAAGAAGUUAAUAUGUUCAAAGAUGACGGAAACGUUUUGCACUUCCAACAACCAAAGAUCCACGGACUCAAUUCUUCCAACGUUCACGCCAUCUACGGCCAUGGUGCUGAUAAGGAACUGACCGAUUUGGUUCCCGGAAUCAUUAACCAAUUGGGUCCUGAUUCUUUGGCAAGUUUGCGUAAAUUGGCAGAAAGUUAUCAAGCAAUGAAUGCUGCACAACAAGCUGCAACUGCUGCCGGUGGUGCAAAGGAAGAUGAUGAUGAAGUUCCAGAUGUUGUGGAAAACUUUGAUGAAGCAGAAGCAGGCAAGAAGGAUGAGCCUGAAGUGGAAAAACUGGAUUAAGGUAACGUUGCUUAGAAGGAGGAAACCGUGGUUUGGAUGGUGGUUCAGAUUGAUGUUUCUGUCUCGGAUAGUAUACUGGAUUGGACCAUUCGCCAUUCACUAAAUCAACUUCUCAUGCUCGUUUCUCAGCCACACGUAUAUAUAUACAUCUCACAUUCCCGCCCUUUUGGAAAAAGAUUCAAGUCUAUACUUUUGUCUAUUUCAAUCAACAAAACUGUACAAGUGUCUUGUCC
Messenger RNA from Meira miltonrushii, 1008 nucleotides. Its product is annotated as NAC-domain-containing protein. Lineage: Eukaryota; Fungi; Basidiomycota; Exobasidiomycetes; Exobasidiales; Brachybasidiaceae. The record is from RefSeq and is a predicted model, not a curated record. The transcript has 2 exons. Gene Ontology annotation, cellular component: cytosol; nascent polypeptide-associated complex. The coding region runs from base 260 to 775 and encodes 171 amino acids.